Molecule: messenger RNA, 5445 nt
Organism: Salmo salar (Atlantic salmon)
Lineage: Eukaryota; Metazoa; Chordata; Actinopteri; Salmoniformes; Salmonidae
Biological process (GO): regulation of transcription by RNA polymerase II; embryo development
Cellular component (GO): nucleus
Molecular function (GO): RNA polymerase II transcription regulatory region sequence-specific DNA binding; DNA-binding transcription factor activity, RNA polymerase II-specific
Source: RefSeq, a predicted model, not a curated record
UAAUCAGUGAUUGAAAUUCAAAACCCAUCUAGCUUAUUCCAGGAGGCUAUUGGGCAACAUAACCAUUUCUUACGUUACAAUCGCCUCGCUAUUCAUGUUAACUAAAUGCUCUGUCAAUUUCAACUAAGCAAGCUGCUAAAUCAUUCAUCUUUUAUCUUGCCUAGGCUACUGUCGGCUAUCUGGCUAUAUACUACUUGCAUCUAGCUAACCAAACCAUGGCAAAGUUGAAUUACAAUCAUAAACGCAGAUUUUAGUCACUAGGCCUAGCCUAUGCCUAUUUGAAAUGACAAGUCAAUAGCCUAACAUUCGUUUUUUGAAGUUCGUCCAAGUGUUUCUUGCACAGAGAUUUCGAGAUCCUCUGUCCAACUUUCAUCCCUCAAACUCUUCUGUUGGAUUGAUCAAUAGUUAUGCACAUGCACAUAAGGGAUUUAUUUACAAUCAUAGCAGUUAAAUCUAUAUCCAAUGACUGAAAAUGAUCUGGCGAGUUUAAUAAGAACGAAUUGUUUUUUGUCUUGGGACAUAUUAAAAUUCCUUUAUUAUUCAUGUUAGCUUGCAAUAAUGAUUAUUUUGAUGGAAAACCAAAUGUAACUUCUUACGUCGAUAUUCCUUCUUAAUUCGCUCCAUAACGUUAUGGAAAAGGCUAUAACUAUGGCAAAAUGUGUCAACUCCUCUCUUGCGGCUGAAAAACAAAUCGCCUUGUGGACGGGUUUUGAUCAUUGUUAGGGUUUGACCAACUAUUUGUGUGCAUAAACUAUAUAAUAUAACACAGAUGCUAUAAUAAUAACUAUAUAAACUAUAGAUAAUUGAGUACUGCUAUAUGUUAGAGGAAGUGGCUCAUAUGAUGGUGGGUCAUGUGGACAGAAUGCUGAUGCUUUAAAACAGGGUUUUGCAAGAGCUUUUUGCUGAACAACAGCAAUAACAGGAUAUGGGUGAAAUGUAUAUGCAGGGGGGUGUAAGGGUUUUAGAGAACUGUGCAUUGUGCAGUCACAAGAUGAGACAUCCGCCAGAGACAAUAGCUACGCCAGGAAACAGGAGUGCGUCUAGAGGUUGGGACCAACCUGCACGCCAACAAUAGGUUGGAAUAAGUCUAAACCAUAUUCUAGCCUCUACUAUGACAGGCCAUCAGGGAGAGGGAACUAAGUCUGUCCAGUAUUUAAGGAAGAACUUGUGAUGUCAUACCAGUUCUCUGUCUGCCCUGCGUGGUGUUACAGGGAGCCGUAUAUACGAACCACAUAUUUACCAUUCAAGUGUUUGCAUUAAUUAAAGUACAAAGAAAUCAGAAGUUACUAUGUGCUGACUAUUUUGUUCUGAUACCAGAUUCGAAUUGACGCGACCUUACAUCAUCGGGCUAGACAUUUUUUGAUACACCUGGCAACCCUGAUCGCAUUCUUCAGAAUAAAGAAACGCCAUAACUGAUGUCAAGAGGAUAACUUUUGUGUCCGUUUCUCUUCAUUACUAAAGAUUAAGUCUGAGGCCGGUAACAUCAACAGUGAGGACAAACCCAGCCUGCCUCUCUCCUUCCACACUGAGUCCAAACCUACAGUCACUGGGUCCUGAUUGUGACAGUGGAGCCCAGUUUGCACUGCAAGAUCCAGAGAUGGCAUCAGUGAAGCUGGAAGACUGCAGUCAAACACUGGAGCUGAAUGUCAACAUUAAAGAUGAAGAGGAGGAGAUUGGUAAAUCUCUUAAUCAUGGAGACCAUGUUGAGACAUUCUCUACAUCCAGAGAGCAACAUCAGGAAGAUCACAGAGCUAAGAGGUCUCACCACUGCCCAAAUUGUGAGGAGAGUUUCCCAAUUCUAUCAAAUCUAAAAAUACACCUAAAAAUACACACAGACCAGAAUCUGUAUUCCUGCACUGACUGUGGAAAAAGAUUCACAACAUCAAGGGCUCUGACAGCUCAUCAGAAAGUGCACACUGGAGAGAAGCCAUACUUCUGCUUUGUCUGUGGGGAGAGUUUCUCUCAACAGGGCCACUUAAAAACACACCAUCGAAUACACACAGGAGAGAAGCCAUUCUCCUGCUUUGACUGUGGGGAGAGUUUCUCUCAACAGGGCCACCUAAAAACCCACCAACGAAUACACACAGGAGAGAAGCCUUACUCCUGCUCUGACUGUGGAAAGAGUUUCUCUCAACUGGGCAGCUUAAAAACACACCAACGUAUACACACAGGAGAGAAGCCUUACUCCUGCUCUUACUGUGGGGAGUGUUUCUCUCAACUGGGCAACUUAAAAACACACGAACGUAUACACACAGGAGAGAAGCCUUUCUCCUGCACUGACUGUAGGAAGAGCUUCACAACAUCACAAGCUCUGACAGUUCAUCAGAGAGUGCACAGUGGAGAGAAGCCUUACUACUGCUCUGAAUGUGGAAAGAGUUUCUCCCAAUUGGAUAUGCUAAAAUGUCACCAACUAAUACAUACAGGAGAGAAGCCUUACUCCUGCUCUGACUGUGGAAAAAGUUUCUCUCAACUGGGCAACUUAGAAGCACACCAACGUAUACACACAGGAGAGAAGCCUUACUCCUGCUCUGACUGCGGGAAGAGUUUCUCCCGAUUGGAUACCUUAAAACGCCACAAAUGUAUACAUAAAGGACAGAAGCCCCAUCAGUUCUCUCAGACCAGCUAAGAAUUAAAGUCACUCCAUCACUUAAAUAUGCACUGUAGAAAUCACUCCACCAUUUCCUGGAUGUUAAAAUUGCAAUAGUUCUAAUAGCCUAAAACAAGCAGUCAUUGUACCAUCUAAACCGCUGAGAAAUAUAUUUUCCAUAACCAAAAUAUUGUAUUUUGAGCUGUUGUACAAAAACGGAAGUAAAAAAAGCAUAGAAAUAGUGCACAUAGAAUAGAUCUACUGCUUCUUAGACCGAGAGAAGCCUUACUCCUUGUCUGACUGGAAAAUGCUUCACAGCACUGGGUGAUCUAAAAGUUAAUCAGCGAACACACACUGGGGAAAAGCCUGUGUGUACUGCACUGCCUGUGGGAAUAUUUUAUCUCUAUUGGACACCUUAGCUAGGCUUGGGCUUUAUCCAGAUUGUCAUACCUUCAUACCGACCUUGUGCCAUACCAGAAUAUUAGGUAAUACUGGCACUGAACACAAGGGGUGCUAUUUUCAAACCCCACAAUGCCUCUGAAGGUUAGCGAUGCUAACAAAUCCCAUAGAGAAUGCUAACGAGGUCUCUGACCGAAACUUUUUUUCAGAACAGACAUCCCAGCUCAAAGUUAUACAAGCAACAAAUAAAUGGUACUCACAGUUCACUGCACGCAAAAAAAUAUAUGUAUAUUAGACAGCAUCCAGGAGUAGUUAGCUAACUAACUACUAUAUUAGCAAACCAAAUGCACAACUGCAGAGCAUUUAGCACAUUUUAGACUGUUAACUUAAAGGGAUAUUCCUCAUCUCCAGCACCACCCCAACAUCAACAUGUGAAUAUUGCGUGUAUCUGUAGUAAAAAAAGAUUGAGGAAGAUAAGUGUUUCUAAUGACAUCAUCGGUGGGCAUCGUGUGAUUUUUGACCAAUUUAUGAGGAGGCAUUGCCUACCAAUUGGUUGAUGAUGUCAUUUUCACAUGUUGAUGUUUGGUUGGUGCUUCAUUUCCCUUUAAUAGAGUUAUAAGAUAUUAUAUAUUUAUUUGUCACAUAUGUACCGACAGAUGUAGCCUAUUGAAUAGCAUUAUAGAAUAUGCAUUAAAUGCAUCCUCCAAUUGUAAAGUCUGUCUGUGCCCAUACAGGAGACCGUGUUGAGAGCAGCAUGAAGAUCACAGAGCAGAGGUCUCACCACUGUCAGUUCUCUCAGAACAGUUAAGAUUAGAGUCAUAAAAUAAGUUGUAACAGUAAAUUGGAUCAAAUGAAGAAAGCGUAGAACACUCUAUUGUAAUCCUAUUGUUUUUCACUGUGAGCGAACUGUGCAGAGGAAAGAGAGCGUUAUAAAAUGUUAACCUCUUUACUUUACAUAUCACUGUGCACCUUGUCUGUUUUGGUGUGUUUUGUUAGCUUCUAGUGUAAAGAUAUUGAGAUGACCUUGGAUUUUCACUUCGUGUUAAGUGUGAGGCUUUUCAUUUUAAAAACAAACAGUUUAUAGUUUAACAGUUGAUGGGGUGGUACUGCUUCCCUCUCAGCCUGGUCUGUCUGUGGGGAGAGUUUCAACUGGGCAACUUUAAAAACACACCAACUGAAUAUACACAGGAGAGAAGCCUUACUCCUGCUCUGUGGAUGGGUGGGCGUAUAACACGAACAUCUAGCAACCUAAAGGUUGCAAUGUUUGAAUCUAAUCACAGAUGACUUUAGCAUUUUAGCUAAUAAGCAACUUUGCAACGACUUACUACUUUUUAGCUACUACUUAGCAUGUUAGCUAACCCUCCCCCCCAAAAAAGUUUUACCCCUAACCCUAAACUUAACCCAAAGCAUAGGCACCUAGCUAGCAUUAGCAACAAUAAAUUGUAAUUCGUAACAUAUUGAACAUUUGUAACAUAUUGUACAAAUUCCAAUUCAUAACAUAUCAUACAAAUUGUAAUUUAUACGUCCUACAAUUUGUAUUCUACAUUACAUGACCAAAAGUAUGUGGACACCUGUUCAUCGAGCAUCUCAUUCAUGGGUAUUAAUAUGGAGUUUGUCCCCCCUUUGCUGCUAUAACAGCCUCUUCCGGGAAGGCUUUCCACCAGAUGUUGGAACAUUGCUGUGGGCACUUGCUUUCAUUCAGGUUGUCCCUCUGCAGUUCUCUGUGGGAAUGAGUUAGUAGACACAACAUGUAUCAGAUUGUGAUGAUCAGUUCUCUGUGGGAAUGAGUUAGUAGACACAACAUGUAUCAUAUAGAGAUGGUGUGAUGAUCAGUUUUCUGUGGGAAUGAGUUAGUAGACACAACAUGUAUCAGAUAGAGAUGAUGUGAUGAUCAGUUUUCUGUGGGAAUGAGUUAGUAGACACAACAUGUAUCAGAUAGAGAUGAUGUGAUGAUCAGUUUUCUGUGGGAAUGAGUUAGUAGACACAACAUGUAUCAGAUAGAGAUGAUGUGAUGAUCAGUAUCCUGUGGGAAUGAGCUAGUAGACACAUGUAUCAGAUAGCGAUGGUGUGAUGAUCAGUUUUCUGUGGAAAUGAGUUAGUAGACACAACAUGUAUCAGAUAGAGAUGAUGUGAUGAUCAGUUUUCUGUGGGAAUGAGCUGGUAGACACAACAUGUAUCAGAUAGAGAUGAUGUGAUGAUCAGUUUUCUGUGGGAAUGAGUUAGUACACACAACAUGUAUCAGAUAGAGAUGAUCAGUUUUCACCACUAGUUUGGGGGGAUAAUUUUUGCUAUUAAACAACUGUUUAAUGAUACACAGGUUAUGAAACAACUACAUGUGUUUAUUAAGUUAUCUUUUAAAAGCAGAUUUGUUUUAGUCAUUGAUAAUGAAUGUGUUUGGAUAACUGCAUAAGUUAAGUUAAUUGAUCUGCCAAUUAAAAAUAAAGUUACAUGAAUUUGAA